AGCAUCGGUGUGUACAGAAAUCCUUUUUGGGACAAAAUGGCAUGUUGUGUGCACCACGUUGAAAUCGGUGUAAAAAACGGAUUAUGUGCACUGAAAAAAUUAACAAAUUCAUUUCCAUUCAAGGUGAUUGCAACAAGGCAGGCAGAGGAGUUCAGACAAUGGGUAGUACGCACUGGAUCAGCUAUGUUUUUACUAACGGAACCACUAGAAUCUCGUGUGUCGUCUGAAUCUGAUGUAAGUUGGGAUAGGUGCUUGCGUAACCACGAGUAUAUAUCAAAUUGGUCUGAAAAUAUCAACCAAAGCACUCGGAGUAUUAGCAAAAAGAAGGCAGUUGACUCAGUAUUCAACAUUGCGUUGGAGGUUAAGGAAGUAGAACGUAUGGUAGAGCGUGUUGCGCGGUUUGGGGGCAAGGUUGUGCGACCACCAAGGCAAGUUGAAAACGAACAUGGGACCGUUACAUAUGCAACGGUAAAAUCGGUUGUAGGAAACAUUAACCACACUCUAAUAAACUCCUCAGAAUAUUCAGGUGUAUUUUUACCAGGCUUUAAAUCAGAGAGUGAAAACGUCUCUGUUGACAUGCAAAGCAAUCACAUGUUGUCUCACUUCGAUCAUGUUACAUAUGCUUGCCCAAUGGGGGUGUCCAAUCAAGUGUUGAAAUGGUAUGAAGAUUGUUUUGGCAUGGAGCGUUUUCUCAUAAAUAGUGAUGAAGACAGAUCUGAAGGGUUUCUUGUAGAAGGAAACGAUGUUGGAAUGAGGCUUAUGGCAAUGGAAUACUGGAAAUGUGCAGAGACUGGCGUCUCCUAUCCUUGUGCCAAAGUUAAUAGUCUAAAGAUAGUUGUUGCCGAGCCACUGCCUGGACAAGGUCCAAAUCAGGUAGAGACUUUCCUUGAGCAGCAUGAUGGUCCAGGUGUGCAGCAUAUUGGUCUUCACACAGGCGAUAUAAUCUCUUCCUCUCAGUUACUCAGAGACAGGGGUGUGGUCUUUCUCAAACCACCACCAGCAUAUUAUUCUAAGCUUGGAAAAUUAGCAGAGAUAGAAAAGCUUGGCAUGGAUGCAAAGAGGUUACAGGAGUGUGGGGUGUUGGUAGAUGAUGAAGCUGAUGCUGGGCAGCAUGUAGAGAACUGUAACAGGAUGGGGGUCAGGUACUUGUUGCAAAUGUUCACAAGACCAAUAUUCAAGGAAGACACUUUCUUCAUAGAAAUCAUUCAACGUUGUGGAGCUACUGGGUUUGGUGCAGGCAACAUACGAGCUCUUUGGCGAUCUGUUCAAGCUUUCUUAGAUGAAAAGACUCAUGUAACAGCUCAAAAGGAAGAAAUCUCAUCAACCGAACAAAAAAGUUGAUACUUAUUAACAUAUUUGGUAGUUUUUCGAUAAAAUAAUAGUAUUUAACAUGUUUGCUGUACACCUCAACACUGUAUCUAAAUGCUGAAGUGUGAAAUAAACAACUUACGGGUGCUCCUGGACAUCUAGCAGUUUGCAUAUAUAUAUAUGUGAUAAGGACAAAGAGAUUUUCAAAUGUUUUAAAUUAUUUAUUGUAGGAAUGAAAGCUUUACACUUAUUUGUUAAUUAUUUAAAUGUCAAACGUCAGAGUUGAAUUUUUUUUACAAUUACACAUCACAAAGCAUUUUCAGCAGACAAAAAAAUGAGCCACUGCAAAUAAUGUUAACUGAGAAUAACACCAAUAUCUACACAGACAGUACAUAACACAUUUCUGAAAUGUACCACAGGAAAAGCUAGAAAUUUUUCGUUUUGUGCAUUCCUCAGUAUUUAAAAAAAUUAACUAUGAAAACAUUUAACACCAUGCUGCUGCUUACCUGAUGUCAUAAGCACCAAUUACAUACUAGCAUUGGGGACCAGCCCAUGUUCAGUUAUUACUACUAUAGUGUGCAUUCAUAAAUAAAGAAAAUGUUGCUAUGUUGAACUGCGUCUCAGUAUAAGUACAUCUACUCUAUGCUUAAAAAUACAAUUUAUAAUGUGUAAAAUAAUAUCUAAAAUUAAUGUAAGAUUUGGUUUCAGAUCAAUUUCUUCAAAUUGAUAGGUGGUACAGCAUAAGUAUCUACAGGUUUUGUCUAUAAUGGGACAACAGUAAAAAAAAA
Messenger RNA from Lingula anatina, 2096 nucleotides. Its product is annotated as 4-hydroxyphenylpyruvate dioxygenase-like protein. The record is from RefSeq and is a predicted model, not a curated record. Gene Ontology annotation, molecular function: 4-hydroxyphenylpyruvate dioxygenase activity. Lineage: Eukaryota; Metazoa; Brachiopoda; Lingulata; Lingulida; Lingulidae. Gene Ontology annotation, biological process: aromatic amino acid metabolic process.